This is a messenger RNA of Coniophora puteana RWD-64-598 SS2, 1224 nucleotides long. Its product is annotated as peroxisomal 3-ketoacyl-CoA-thiolase. The record is from RefSeq and is a predicted model, not a curated record. Lineage: Eukaryota; Fungi; Basidiomycota; Agaricomycetes; Boletales; Coniophoraceae. The coding region runs from base 1 to 1224 and encodes 407 amino acids. Gene Ontology annotation, molecular function: acetyl-CoA C-acetyltransferase activity. The transcript has 6 exons. Gene Ontology annotation, biological process: fatty acid beta-oxidation.
AUGCUUUCAACACGAGCAUUCGCCCGCCUUUCCUCUCGUCCCUUCUCUCGCGCUAUGUCCACUCACGAAGCUGUCAUCGUUGCCGCCUCUCGCACCCCCGUCGGCUCCUUGAACGGCGCUCUCAAGAGUUUCUCCGCUCCCCAGCUUGGUGUCGUCGCACUUAAACACGCAUUCGAGCAAUCCAAGGUUGAUCCCGCCAUUGUUGAGGAAAUCUACUUCGGCAAUGUUGUUCAGGCCGGUGUCGGACAGUCUCCCGCUCGUCAGGUCGCCCUUGGUGCAGGUAUGAAGACUUCAUCGGAUGCCACCACCAUCAACAAGGUCUGCGCCAGUGGGAUGAAAACUAUCAUGCUUGCGGCACAGAGCAUCGAAUCUGGUUACAAGAGCGUCGUCGUCGCAGGAGGAAUGGAGAGCAUGAGUAAUGCUCCUUUCCUUUUGCCCCGGACGGCUCCCCUCUUCGGCAAGUUCGAGACCAAAGACUCCCUUGAGACCGAUGGUCUUUGGGAUGUUUAUAACAACUUCGCCAUGGGCAACUGUGGUGAAUUUGCUGCUGAGAAGUACGGCAUCUCUCGCGAGUCUAUGGAUGCGCAUGCUAUCGAGUCGUAUAAACGUGCCGACCGUGCCUGGAAGGAGGGUGCUUUCAACGCCGAGAUUGCCCCUGUGACUGUCAAAGGAAAGAAGGGCGAUACCGUCGUGAAAGAAGACGAGGAGUACAAGAAGGUCAUCUUCGACAAGGUUCCUAGUUUGAAAUCUGCGUUCAGGCAGGGUGGUAGCAUCACUGCUGCCAACUCAUCCAACAUCAACGAUGGUGCCUCUGCCCUCAUCCUUAUGUCGGCAGCUAAGGCUAAGGAGCUUGGCGUGAAGCCACUCGCCAAGGUUGUUUCUUAUGCCGAUGCUGGUGUUGAGCCUAUCGACUUCCCCGCAGCCCCCACCGUCGCUCUACCGAAGGCACUGGAGAGGGCUCACCUCACCGUCAACGAUAUCGCGCGAUUUGAAAUUAAUGAAGCGUUCUCCGUUGUCGUACGCAUUGCAGAACAAGUUCUGCAGAUCGACCCCGCCAAGGUUAACGUUAAUGGCGGUGCCGUUGCUUUGGGACAUGCCAUUGGCAACUCUGGGGCUCGUAUCAUCGUUUCCCUUGUCCACGGUUUGAAGACUGGCGAAUAUGGCGCUGCAGGUAUUUGCAAUGGGGGCGGUGCUGCCUCAGCUCUCGUCAUCCAAAAACUAUAA